GCUAAGCUAUGGCAUGGAGAAAUCUCAUGUAUUUCAGUGGUAAUGUCUUGCUGUGAAUAGAAACCUACAAAGACAUAUUUUUUUCUAACAGUUGCUGCCAACUGUGAGUCAUUCCUACGCGUUCAGUUUUUUUCUAGCAGUUCUAGUUUUUUUUAGCAGUGCAGCCUUUCGAAAGUUCCAGGCUUACCCAACAUGUGGUGCUUCCAACCGAUGCCAGAUCCUGAAUGUUAUGCUACAGCGGUAACGUGGCAGUCGAUCCCUUUCCAAAGCCAAUACCAUGAUGGCAGUGCUGUCAUUAAACCUGAUUAUCCCCACUUGUCCAAAAAUGUUGCAAAGAAGUUUAUGCUUUACAGGUCCCUGUUUGAUUUAGUAAACUCUGUGUAUUGUCUGGAAUUGGAAGACAAGAGGUUGCUGACGUGGUACUCCAGCCUCUCAAAUGAGGAUAGGCGAAUAAUCCAGGACGAGGGAGGUCUUCAUCAGUUUCUUCUAAAUCAUCCUGCUCUUGAUAUCGCCAAGCCCAUAGGAAUAAUCCAUGUGAAACCACAGGUACGAAGAGCUGCUGAGGAGAUAGCUUCACAGUUCAACAAAUCCAGAUUGCCAGCAUUUCCUGUGCUGUCUCGAUGUAAAAACUGUGGGACAAGUUGUCCUUCAGAGUCUGAAACAUGCAGAGCCUGUUUUGUUCAUCCCCCAGCAGUUGAGGAGAGGAUGUGCUUGACAGAACAAAAGGGGGGGCCCACUGUAAUACUAAGCAAUGCCAGGGAGGAGCGAAAUAUGCUGACCAGUAGCAGCAUUGGGGUCAGGGGUGCCAACAGCCAUGGUGACCACCAGGUGGCUCAAGAUAGCUUCCAGUCAGCAUUUGACGACAGCCGCACUUCACUGACCUCUCCUGGCCCAAAAGGAGGCGCGUGUCCCCAGGCUCCACGCUUCUCCAAGGAGUGGCGAGAGGGUCGGAGCAGCGCUCCGAACGUAACCGCGAGCGCGUUCAAAGACACAUCAGCGCAGGCCAGCUUCUCCCUGGAUAUGGAGCUGGAGCGUCCGAGCAAGAUGGCCGAGGGGAGUUCCCCUCCAGACUAUUACAGCUUCAAGAGCAGCUUGUCCACCGAGCAGGCUAGGGUUGAGGCUCUCAUGGCCACAAGGGGCACCACUGAGCGCACAGAGAAUAGCCGGAUGUCACCCAGUACUGGGUUGUUCCCUAGUGAAAUCUCCGCGUCAUGCCAGAAGUACCCUUUGGAGUGUACCAACAUUGACCCUACCACUGGCAACAACCUGCAGAACGAGACCACAGUUGAUUGCAUCAUGAAGGAGUCUGUCAACUCUGAGCCAUGGCUCAACUGCUCAGGUCCUCCAGAGAAACCCCAUGCGUCUCCGUCUCAGAAACCACAUGUGGAUCUGCCCGUGAAGCUGGCAGCAGAAAAGGGCCAGCAAACCCCGUAUAAAGACGAGCAGUCAGUGGCCGAGUCCUUCAUGUCGAUCAGUCCAGAUAAGUCUGGAGUCCUACUGCCAGUAUCAGCGGCUCCUGCUACUGUGAACCAGAUGGUAGAUGCCAGUGGCGACUUCCGAGCCCGUUUCACGUCUACGCAGGAGUGUGAAGCCGCCCCAAGCACCACGGACGCCUCCACUGAGAUGGACUCUCCCUUGUGCUUUGAUCAAGACACCCAGACCUCACAGGUCUCCACUGCCGACAAGAGUGUCAUCACGGAGGUCCACAUAGCAGAUCUCAAUUACCUUACUAAGGAGUUUUUGAGACUGAAGUCAGUGGAAGAGGAACUGGAGCACCUGAAGGCCAGCCAGUUGGAUUCCAACAACACAAAAUGUGGGUGUGAGUGUGGUCAGAGGUUACAGCAGGCAGAUCUGAAGCUGUUGGCUCUGCAGUACUUCAUGUGCCAGGACCACUGCUGGAGGAGAUACUACACCUCAGCACAGGGGGAGAGCCAGCUGCAAUGCGCUGGUGUGGUCCCUGAGAGCUUAGCGGAGACUCUGCGGGCCCUGGAGCAGGAGUACACCCAGCUGAGGAGGCAGGUGCUGGCAGGGGCGUCUCUGGAGGAGUUGACCCCGCUCUCCGUAGACACCCACAGACUCCACACCGACGCACGCUACACCCCAGCACAGAAAAUGAAUGAAUAUCUGGAAGAGGAGACUCCACUUGAAUUUCAGUCUCAUCUUCAGAGUGAAACAGAUGACACACAAAAGCACUUCACUUCACUUGAAGGAGAAAAGCCUGCCACAAAUAUAGAAUCCCAGAAGGACGGCCAGGACAAGCCUGCAGUGCCACAUGCAGUGCCAGACACAAAGCCGGGCGUUGUUAAAAGCUGCACAGUGGUGUCUGUGAAGGCCCAGAAGUCCGACCCGUCCCAUGGACCCAGCAGACAGAGCAAGAGCUGCAAACCCCACCCUAAAUUAAAUUAGAAUUGAAUGAGGCGUUUAGUCCCAGCCUUUUGCCAAUUGCCUUUAGCCAUUUGUGCUCCAAGCAAAAGCAAGGGCUUGAGACAUAGCUACUCUUAAGGUGCUCUGUUCUUGUUGUAUUCAUCUUUACAGGUGGUUGUGAGGAGAAGGUGAAUGUCACCAGUGAGGCCUGGUUCG
Molecule: messenger RNA, 2580 nt
Organism: Sardina pilchardus (European sardine)
Lineage: Eukaryota; Metazoa; Chordata; Actinopteri; Clupeiformes; Clupeidae
Product: RNA-binding protein 44-like
Exons: 13
Coding region: 193-2406 (737 amino acids)
Source: RefSeq, a predicted model, not a curated record